GCAGUACAAGUACCCGCGCAAGCAACAUCCCGCCCAUCGACCAAAAGGCCCACCACGGCACCCCCAGCCACUUCCGACCCAAGUUAGAUUGGCGUCAACAGCUGGAACAACAACAGCAGCUGGAGACAGCUGAGCUCCCCGAUGAACCGCUGCCCACUAACCCAUCAUACAAUCCGGCCGGGGCCGUGAUAUGACAGCGAGAAACCCCCCCAAUAAUGCGCGGGCAUGUGCUGCGCUGGUGAGGUGCUUGGGACGGAGGUGGAAUACCAAAGUGUGUAUAUAAGCACCGGACGGAGGGCCCUCUUUUUUGCAAUUGUUGUUUUGCUAUUACCAUCCUUCGGCGCGGGAUCAAUUCUACGAGAGAAAGAAGAUGAGGGGAUCGGUAUUGCUCAGGGCUGCUUCUGCGGUGGCCACGUUCACGGGCGCAGUUUCUGCAACGGGGGGCUUCUGUGUGAGGAAGAAGGUCAUUAUCGAUACGGAUUUCUACAAUUUCGUGAGUAUUCCCCCACUCUGUGUCCGGUUAUUAGCUGAUAGAGUGCGAAUUGCUUACCUAUUUUUUAUUUUGGGAAAAAAAAAGUCUGACGAUCCGAAUGCCAUUGGCAUUGCGAACGCCUUCAUGUCUUGGGGGGAGAUUGAGGUGUUGGGUGUCAUUUCUGGUAUUUCCUCGAAUGCAUUAUGCCGGGCCGGAGCAGUGCUAAUAGUUAUUAUCAAAUAGACAUUCGCAGUCGCUAUGCCCCGCCAGCAAUUGACGCAAUCAACACCUUCUACGGACACCCCGACAUCCCACUUGCGAUAAGUAAGCCCGUGGACAAUUCUGUAUACACCCCUCGCAACUCCUUUAGCGCAUAUACACCGCUAACAUUCCAAAAGACCCAAGACCCCCUCUACACUGAAUAUCCCGCCUAUGUUGACCAGCUAAGUCAACGCUUCCCGGAGGACACCAACGACGGUGAAAACACCACUGAUCCCGUAACCCUCUACCGCACCCUCCUGUCCAAAGCCCCGGACAACAGCGUCACCAUCGCCGCAAUCGGCUUCUUUGAUGCCCUAUACUUGCUCGUCGACUCAAAGCCCGAUGCUAUUUCCCCAUUGACGGGACUCGAACUGAUCAAGCGGAAGGUUACCGAACUCGUUGUCCAGGCAGCUGGCACGGGAACUAGCUUUAACAUUGUCCGGCAUAAUCCCCUCUAUCCGACACACGUCCUGAACCAAUGGCCCACAAAGUUGACCUUUGUGCCCGGAUUCAUUGGCAGCUCAGUGAGAUGGGGAUCGAGGUUGACCACGGAGGUGGAUUUGCAGAAGAACCCUGUUGCAUGGGCCUUCAAUACGACAAUCGGUUACAACAAGACGCACCAGUCCUGGGAUCGUGAGCUUCCCAUUCCCAUUCAUAUUCCCUCACAAUCGCAGUCAUACUCACGGCUUAAUAGCUACGGCGAUAUACUACGCCAUCAGAGGCCUCGAUGACGUCUACGUCUACAACAAAACCGGCGGAAGCGUCUUCUUCAUGCCCAACGGAACCGCCAUCUGGAGAGACAACGUCCCCCCCACUGCACCGCAGAAUUGGGUGAACCUCAAGAUCAGCAACGUAACAUUUGCCGGGAGGCUUGAAGGGAUCCUGCUAUGGCAACCAGGAAGUGCGAUCAGCCCAGCCCAGUCAUCCUGCACUGGAGAUAACUCCACCAAGCCCGGAUCCGGCGGAAGCGGAUAUGGGGGAAAUGCAACUGUGACGGGAGGAGGAAGGCCUACCCCCACGGGGGCCAUAUCCUCAGGGAGUGAACGAAGCAUAAGCAUCGGAGGGUUGACCGUGGCCGUUAUUGCAGGAAUUGUCGGAAUGUACUUGUACACUUAAAGGAGUUUGAUAGCUAUGCCUUGCUGUAGGGUAGAUAAUUAGAUGUAUAAUGAAACGAAGGGAGGUA
Molecule: messenger RNA, 1916 nt
Organism: Tuber aestivum (summer truffle)
Lineage: Eukaryota; Fungi; Ascomycota; Pezizomycetes; Pezizales; Tuberaceae
Source: the annotation of a GenBank genome assembly